Messenger RNA from Sphaeroforma arctica JP610, 168 nucleotides. RefSeq lists its product as hypothetical. The transcript is spliced from 2 exons. The annotation marks the transcript as partial. NCBI's taxonomy places the organism in Eukaryota, Ichthyosporea, Ichthyophonida. The record is from RefSeq and is a predicted model, not a curated record.
AUGUUUGCCGAGAACGCAGAGGUGUUUGAGAAAUCUCUUGGGGCCCAGCAAGUAUCGGGAUUGACGGCGUUGUUGGACGAGAGUAUGGACCAUUUGACUGACAAUUGGGACGAUCAUGAGGGAUACUAUCGUGCACGCACAGCGGAGAUACUCAACGACCGCUACAAG